AUGGUCUUUUGGAAAUUCUCACCCUUCCUGGCUGUCAGCAUCUUGGUCCUAUGCCAGGCAGUCAGCCUCCCAGCAGCACCAUUCAGGUCUGCUGUGGAGAGCAUUCCAGACCUGACCGCACUGGGCGAGGAGGAAGCACGCCUCCUGCUGGCUGCACUGGUGAAGGACUAUGUGCAAAUGAAGGCCAGUGACCUGGAACAGGAGACAGGGGGCUCCAGUGCCACUGCCCAGAAGAGAGCCUGCAACACUGCCACCUGCGCGAGCCAGAGGCUGGCAGGCUUGCUGAGCAGGUCAGGGGGUGUGGUAAAGGACAACUUCGUGCCCACCAAUGUGGGUGCCCAAGCCUUUGGCCGGCGCCGUAGAGAUCUUCAGGCUUGA
Molecule: messenger RNA, 378 nt
Organism: Marmota flaviventris (yellow-bellied marmot)
Lineage: Eukaryota; Metazoa; Chordata; Mammalia; Rodentia; Sciuridae
Gene: Calcb
Product: calcitonin related polypeptide beta
Biological process (GO): regulation of cytosolic calcium ion concentration; adenylate cyclase-activating G protein-coupled receptor signaling pathway
Cellular component (GO): extracellular region
Molecular function (GO): calcitonin receptor binding; hormone activity
Source: RefSeq, a predicted model, not a curated record